AGUGCAGUCCCGCCCCACGCCGCCGACGCCAAGGUGAGGCGACGGCAAUGGGGCCGGGCUGCCGUGUGGCCGGGCGGCUCUGGACGGUUUUGUGGCGCGGGGUUCGGUCUGGAGUAGGAGCUGGAACCGGGCCCCGGCUUUGGCUACCGGCGGUGGAACGGCUUUCUGAGGGACCAGCCUUCCGCUGGGCCUGCCUCACCCCCGACCUCGUGCGCGGCCUGCACAGCGGGCCCCAGCUGGAGGAGCAGGCGGAGGGGACGCAGGUCGAGGGACGCCCAGAGUCUAGCGCAGCAGAUCAUAUUGGUCCCAGGUUUGACAUCGAUAUGCUGGUUUCACUACUGAGGCAAGAGAAUGCAAGAGACAUUUGCGUAAUUAAGGUUCCUCAAGAAAUGAAAUAUACAGAUUACUUUGUGAUUAGUAGUGGAACUUCCACCCGACACUUGCAUGCCAUGGCGUACUACAUUGUGAAAAUGUACAAAUACCUGAAAUGUAAGAGUGAGUCUCACGUUAAGAUUGAAGGGAAGGACACUGAUGACUGGCUGUGUGUGGAUUUUGGCAGCAUGGUGCUUCAUUUGAUGCUUCCAGAAACCAGAGAAAUCUAUGAAUUAGAGAAAUUAUGGACACUCCAUUCUUACGAUGACCAGUUGGCUCAAAUAGCACCUGAGACAUUACCUGAAGACUUCAUUCUUGGAAUAGAAGAUGACACUUCAUCUCUCUGACUCUGGUGGAGUUCAAAUGUGAAUAAAGUUAUAUGAACUGCCUUAGUCAUUUCA
Messenger RNA from Nycticebus coucang (slow loris), 773 nucleotides. RefSeq names its product mitochondrial assembly of ribosomal large subunit 1 (gene MALSU1). Gene Ontology annotation, molecular function: ribosomal large subunit binding. The coding region runs from base 48 to 719 and encodes 223 amino acids. The transcript is spliced from 4 exons. Gene Ontology annotation, biological process: negative regulation of translation; negative regulation of ribosome biogenesis. The record is from RefSeq and is a predicted model, not a curated record. Gene Ontology annotation, cellular component: mitochondrion. Lineage: Eukaryota; Metazoa; Chordata; Mammalia; Primates; Lorisidae.